CCAAUAGUAUUUCAAUUUCCUGGAAGCUAAUUACAGGUCUGCUAAUUUUUCUACCUUCCCCUGAGAAUCAAUCGGCGAUCGCGUGCUACUCCGGCGACUCUGAUUUUCAUCCCUUCGCAGAUGAUAUAACGAUAGUUCCAUAAACGUCAAUCCAUCGGAAGAAGGCACGAUUGAGUUUACAAGCUCAAGAUAUGGCUUCCGAAAUCGAAAUCGUAUCCGACUUCAGAGAUCAGAAGAGCCCUACUGGUGAACCAAACCCUAACCGAACAGUCGUCGUCGAUGUGCACUCCGCUUCUGCAGCCGGAGACCUCCAGAAGCUCCGGGAGUUCGUUGAGAACGACGACGUUUCUCCGGCUCUCCCGGAUCCAAAUGGCUACUACCCUCUUCAGUGGGCUGCUCUCAACAACUUCCCCGAUGCUAUGCAGUACAUAAUUGAGCAUGGAGGCAAUGUGCAUGCUAAGGAUCAUACCGGGCAGACUGCUUUGCAUUGGUCAGCUGUUCGUGGUUCGAUUGCAUCUGCAGAUGUAUUGAUGUUGAAUGGGGCACAGGUAGAGGCAGCUGAUUCCAAUGGCUAUCGGGCAGUUCAUAUAGCUGCACAGCGUGGACAAACAGCUUUUCUUAAUCACAUAGUCACAAAGUAUCGUGCUGACAUGGAUGCCCCUGAUAAUGAUGGAAGAAGCCCUCUUCAUUGGGCCGCAUAUAUGGGAUUUACUGAAACCAUUCACUUAUUGCUGUUCAGGAAUGCCUACCAAGGCAGACAAGAUAAAGAUGGAUGCACUCCUUUGCAUUGGGCUGCAUUAAUAGGAAAUGCAGAUGCAUGCAAUUUACUUGUAUAUGCUGGCACAAGGCAGGAAUUGAUGAUAAAAGAUAGAGAUGGACACACACCUGCAAAACUUGCAUCCGACAAAGGUUAUCGGCAAAUCGUUCUAUUGCUUAAUAAGGCAGAGCAUGCACAGAGCCCGCGAUGGAACCACAAAUUUUGUUCAGGAAUAGGAUGGGAUUAUGGCUGGGCCCCCGUGUUGUUCAGUAUAAUUGUUAUCAAUGCCAUUCUUUUCAUCAGUUCUGUUCUUUUUGCCCAUAAUCUUCCAAAGCCUACUGCGGUUGUUGCACUUUGGGGAUGGAUUGGUGUUUCCAUGGCAAUUGCAUCUCUCUUAAUGCUUGUUCGGUGUAGUAGUAAAGAUCCAGGUUAUCUUAAGACUGGGACCAGUAAACAUUCUGAUUCAGAAGAUCCUUUGUUGAGCAUUGAUCUGAAUAGUUCAUCUGUUUGGACUGGGAAUUGGUCUCAACUUUGCCCAGCCUGCAAGAUAAUUAGGCCUCUGCGCGCCAAACACUGCAAAACAUGCAACCGCUGUGUGGAACAGUUUGACCAUCACUGCCCUUGGAUAUCAAAUUGUGUGGGAAAGAGGAAUAGGCGAGACUUCAUCAUUUUCCUUUGCAUGGGUAUGUUGACAUCGCUUAUCGGGGCCAUUGUUGCAGUGCAUAGAAUCUGGAUGUCGUUACCUGUAUUAGGAGAAGAUGAUGGAACAUGGGUGCGCCUUGUUGUGUUUGAUCAUCCUUGUGUCCUUGCUUUCCUUUUUAUGGAUCUGGUUAUUCUCCUUGGAACGUUUACUUUGUUCAUUGUUCAAGCAUUUCAGGUUGCACAAAAUAUAACAACGAACGAAUAUGCCAAUGCUCGCCGGUACGAAUAUCUCCGUGGUCCUGAUGGGCGCUUCCACAACCCCUAUAACCACGGGUGUCCCAAGAAUUGCCUAAGUUUCAUAACCCAUGGCUUCCCGGACGAUGACAAGGUUGCCUGGCCACCGUUGCCACAUCUUGUCCAGAAGACACACCUAUGACUCUCUAGUUAGAAGAAGAUACAAUUGGUAAACGCCGCAUCUCGCAUGGGGCUUGUGUUGUUGUUGUUGUGUGUACAAUAUAGAUUUUUCUUGCUUGCUUCCACUCUGUCUACCUUUGGACAGAAAUACCCACAUUGCAUUACAGAUUUACAGUGCAACUUAUAAGAACCUUUUUUUUCUUCUCUUGAUGCCUUAAUAAUUACAGUACUAUAAU
Molecule: messenger RNA, 2049 nt
Organism: Cuscuta campestris
Lineage: Eukaryota; Viridiplantae; Streptophyta; Magnoliopsida; Solanales; Convolvulaceae
Source: the annotation of a GenBank genome assembly